Coregonus sp. 'balchen' is the source of this 6737-nucleotide messenger RNA. Lineage: Eukaryota; Metazoa; Chordata; Actinopteri; Salmoniformes; Salmonidae. The record is from the annotation of a GenBank genome assembly.
GGCGGCAUUUUUAUCAAGAACGUCAACAAGAAGUAGCCACCAGUUACGGUGUAAAACUUUUUUUGAUGUUUAGGAAGUUUUAGAUAUGAAUAUAUCAUUAUUAAUGCAAGAACUGUGUUGUUUUUGACCAGUUGGAUUUUAUUAGCGUAAUUGUUUUUAUUUAAUUGUAUCUUGAGCUUUUGCUCGGAAUGGAUGCAGCGUGGAUUCAUCGUUUGUUUACAUCAUGAAUCAUGAGAUCAGCUGACUAAUGUUAGCUAGCCAGCUUGCUAGCUACCAAUUUCUGGUUUAGCAAAGCAGCUACAUUGCUUACUAACGUUACAAUGUGUUUGGAAAUUGUCGUUCAGUAUUCAUGCAUCCCAAAGGACAUUUGAAACGAACUCUUCUACCAAGCUAUAGCUGGCAGCGGCAAUAGCUAGUUGUUAGCUAGCUAGCUCGCUUGCUAGCAUUAGCUUUGUUUUCAGCAAUCACACCCAUUGACCCAGUGAGUGUAGGACGCUGGCCAACUUGCUGUGGCUAGCUAGCUUACCGUUACAAAUAUGCCUUGUACUUGUGGGAACUGGAGGAGAUGGAUUCGGCCUCUGGUCGUUCUUCUAUACUUUCUGGUUGUGCUUGUCGUCCUACUACCCCUGUGCAUCUGGGAACUACAGAAAUCAGAGGUCAGUUAGUUUCAUUUGCAGCCCAAUCAUAUAUCGUUACUUGACACUGAAUAGCCUAGUCCAUGCUUUGUUGUUUGGAUGUUGAUUAUAUACAUUUAUACCUUUCAGGUUGGUACCCAUAACAAAGCAUGGUUCAUAGCUGGGAUAUUCGUGUUCAUGACCAUACCCAUAUCACUAUGGGGGAUCCUGCAGCAUCUUGUGAACUAUACUCAACCAGAGCUACAGAAGCCAAUUAUCAGGUAAGUGAUAGGCUACUCUGUCACAGCUACAGGAUAUUAUUACUUCAUUACCAUCAUGGGUUUGUGUCUUUAUCCUGAAUGAUGUACAGUAUAACCUAACUGAUUGUGAAUGUGCAUGAUUUCGUCUUCUUUUUAUGACAGAAUAUUAUGGAUGGUCCCCAUUUACAGUUUGGACAGUGUAAGUAAUACCUUCUAUUCUUGGUAAUGUAGCUAGAUGUUCAUAAAAGUCAGCAUUGGUUUAUUGUUAAAUUACACGUUUGACAAAAGAAGUUAACAGAAGAAGUCACUGUAGCUUUGACAUUAGUAAAACUGAAAAGCGCCUGACAUGAGCGUGGCGCUUCAAUUUGAAUUGGUUUCGCAAUGGCAAUUAGCAUCUAACUGCUACUCUCAACGUUCCCCCUAUCACAAGAUUUCCAUUAUCCUACUUCCCAAAGAAUGAAUACAGAUCUCCUUUAGAAAAACAAAACAGAGAAACAAAAAAAAAUGCCUCACUCCCUGACUGACUUUUCAGAGUAAAAUGUUUCAAUAGUUUAAACUAUUAUCAUGCAACAUAUCAUUGAGAUAAUGUAAUGACCCAUCUAUAAUCCCAUUCCUCGCCUCCUCAUCUUCUCCCACCCUCUCCCUUUCUCUCUCACACAGUGGAUUGCGCUGAAGUACCCCAGCAUUGCCAUCUACGUGGACACGUGCAGGGAGUGCUACGAGGCUUACGUCAUCUACAACUUCAUGAUCUUCCUGCUCAACUACCUGGGAAACCAGGUACACAUUUAUGUCAUGACCUGACUGAGAAUGAUCCCAGACCAGUUUGUUCUAACAUUCCAAUCAUGGCCACUCAUAAGUCAUAUGCCAAACAUAAGUCUAGCACAAACACGUCUGGAUCCCAGGCUAGACUGAGUAGCCUACAUUUAUUUCAAUAUCCUCACACUCUGUAAUUCCUCUCUUCUCUUUCUCGCUCCCUCUCUAUCUCCCACUCUUUCGCUCUCAACCAUGGGUAACCAGUACCCCAGCCUGGUACUGAUGAUGGAGGUGCAGGAGCAGCAGAAACACCUUCCUCCCCUCUGCUGCUGCCCGCCAUGGCCCAUGGGAGAGUGAGUUUGUUGCUUUUAUAGUUUUUGUAGUUCUUUAAGUGUAUGUGUGCUAUAAUGAACAACCAUAGGGCUAGUUAGAGGAUGCAACAUUGUAUCUGGCCCGUUAUGGUGUCUGAGAGCAUGGGCAGUGCAUUGAGGCCAUCUCCAUUUUGAAGUAGUGCAUUUUCUUCUAUUACUUCUAUAAGUUGGUAAACAAAAUUCAAAUGGUCAUACUGCCACCUGGAAUAUGUUGUUUGAACAGGGAUAAAGCCAAGGUUGGCGAAUUUACUGCAAUCUGUGGUUAUGAAAUGUUUGAUCACUUAUCAUUCAUUGGGUGAUACCUCCUUAUGACCUGGAUGGAAUUAUGUGAUCCAUCCUUAAACCAUAGGAAGUCCCUCCCAGUUGACUACUUAAAAAAAGUCCUCAAUGGCGCUGCCCAUGCUAAAACUGGCUUUUGGGCACUAGAGUCCUCUAUCAAUCUGGCAUUAUUGCACAAACAACCAGGCUAAUAAGGAGCUACAAUAUUAUCCAUACCAUGUGUUAUAAGUUUUCAUUUUAGGAUGAAGGUGUAUGUUUUUGUGCAGCAAUAAACUACCACUUGUUUGUUUUACGUGUUAUGAAGGGAUAUUUUAGGAUUAUGUGCUAUAAUAAACAUUCAUGUUUUUAUACCACAUUGAUAUGUUUUAAGUAUACAUUUAUAUUUCAUUUUUAUAUAUUUCAGGCUCAUAAUCAAAACAGGAAGUUGUGCGUUAGUGGCUCCAGUCUGCGUGGCAUCUAUUUUGAGUCUAUUUCUAGAAUGUUUGGCUGCUUGAAGUCUCUCCAAGUCUCCAUUUGCUACUUGCCAGCUUCAAACGAUCUCCAGUCAGGCAACGAUAGUAAUAUGUAGCAUGUCUGCCUGUAGUUGAUUAAGAACAGAACCAGAAGUGUUUACAAGUGGAACAACGUGUUCUCAUUUAGGAAAAAUGCACCAACCUAAAGAACAGACAGACAGACAGCAUUAGGCUUAUCUGUUUUGUUUAUUCUGCAUUUUAACAAAUGCUGUGCAUCUGCGAGUUUAGCCACACGUAUUGAAACAUCUUUCUUCAUAGGAUGUUAUUGAUUUUAAGAAAUGGAAGAAAUUAAUGAAAAUCAAAGCUGGUGAUUAGAAAAUAUUUUAAUGCUAUUUUAUAGUGGGAAAAAGCUAACAUUUUGUCUGAAUAUCUUUCCUUAGUAAUGUAUACCAUGUUUUCCUAUUGCAGGGUAUUGCUAUUGAGAUGCAAGCUGGGAGUGUUGCAGUACACAGUUGUCAGACCAGUCACAACAGUUAUUGCCUUGUAAGUGUUUUGCAAAGGAUCUGCUAUUCCAUUCAGGAUGGACUCCUGUUAUAUGCCUAAGUGUUGAAUGUACAUGUGCCCAGGGAGACAGCAACAUUACCUUGGUCCAGGGCCAGCUCUGUCUCUCUUGACCUCGUGGUCGGCCAGUCCAAGCAGAUUAUUAUUUGUUCAGAUGGUGACAAAACAUAAAUAUGUACAAAAAGGAAAAAUACAAGCUAAAGAUUUUAAAAUAAGUCUCAUGGCCACCAAACCAACCAGCAGCCUUACGGCUCUUCAAGCUGCCACUCUGACUGAUAACCACAGUAAUUGGCAGCACCCGAUGUGCUUAUCAAGCAGGCUCAGCAUUUGGACAAGGUUGCUGCUGCCCCCUGGGGGACGGAGUGUGGAAGUGGUAGUGAGCUGUAGCGUGCGGUCUAAACUACCUAACCUAUUCCCUAACACUCACCACAUAUACGUUUACUGUCAUAUCAUAUGUCUCCAUUCACUAUCCUGUAGGAUAUGUCAGCUCUGUGGUGUGUAUGAUGAAGGUAACUUCAGCUCAACCAAUGCAUGGACGUACCUGGUGAUAUUCAACAAUAUGUCCCAGCUGGUAGGUUCUGUAUUUUCCACACUUGUCUUCACAUUGCUGUAAACUUCCUGUCACCAUACCACCACCACAAAGAUAACAUUAUUACAUAUUUAGCAUUCAGUUCAGUAUGUGAUCUCUUUCUCUCUCUAUCAUUCUUUCUAUAUUUCACUCUCUCUUUCUCUCUCUCUCCCAGUUUGCCAUGUACUGCUUGGUCCUGUUCUACAAGGCCCUAAGAGAGGAACUGGCCCCCAUCAGACCAGUGGGGAAGUUCCUGUGUGUCAAAAUGGUGGUGUUCGUCUCCUUCUGGUGAGUGCUUUUUUUUUUUGGUGGCCAUUUUGGAUCACCUGCAUCUACCUCCUAGCCUGGUUCCAGAUCUGUUUGUGAUGUCUUGCAAACUCCUGUGGUCAAUGUCAAGCCAUUGACAUAGCACAGGAUUCUUCAAUUCCGGUCCUGGAGGGCCAAAACACUUCUGUUUUUUAUUUCUACCUGGUAGUUAAUUGCACUCACCUGGUGUCCCAGGUCUGAAUUAGCCCCUGAUUAGAAGGAGAGGAUGAAAAACAGGUGUUUCGGCCCUCCAGGACCGGAAUUGAAGAACCCUGACAUAGCACAAACAGAUCUGGGACCAGGUUAUCGACCUCCAUGAUUAAUAACAUAUUUGUUUACCAGUCGUUGUGUCUGCCAUUCAUGGAUCUAGCAUUGUUAUCCAUUAAAGUAACACAGUUUUGGCUGCCCAUUUUAUAUUUCUUAUACAACUUAUUUUCAGAAUUGCAUGUGUAGGACUUAUUAAGAAAGUCUGUGUGGCUUAUAGUCAGUAAUUGGGUUAAUGCAUUCCCUGUGUUGGCUGCAGUGUAGAGGAUUGAAAAUUUCCACUCUGUUGUCUGGACUCUAUCUUAGGCAAGCUGCGUUCAUUGCUCUCCUGGUCAAGGUGGGAGUGAUCUCAGAGAGACACACGUGGGACUGGGACAGUGUGGAGGCUAUAGCUACAGGUCUACAGGUAAUGCAAGACAAUACCAACACUGUAUAACGCCAUAGUAACACUGUUACUACAAUGCUACAUAAAGCUGUAGUAAAUAAUGCAGUUGUAAAAUUACUUGUUUGGUAUAAGGUAAUAUCUGUUGAGACUUGUGGUCUCAGAACCCCCUAGAAAACGGGAUGAUUCAUCUCAAGGACUUCUAUCCUGUACACAUUUCUAAAUCAUUUAAAUAGAUGAGGAUUUAUUACAUACUAAAUACAACCGGUGUGAGAAUAAACUUGCUUUGCUAUACAGUCAAGCUUUCAUUUAUGCUUUAUCCAGGACUUCAUCAUCUGUGUGGAGAUGUUCCUGGCGGCCAUCGCCCACCACUUCAGCUUCACCUACAAGCCCUACAUCCAGGAGGCUGAGGAGGGAUCCUGCUUCGACUCCUUCCUGGCCAUGUGGGACGUCUCUGACGUCAGGGCUGACAUCUCUGAGCAAGUUCGCAACGUCGGUGAGUUCUCAUCCCAUCUAGCUUGAUUCAAUAGCUGUCAUGCAUAGCGACAAGCAUGGAUGGAAUCAAAGAAUCCGCUGUUAAGAACUUUGUUUGAAAAGGUUUAAUCUCAGAACCAAAUGUAUUGGCUAGCUACUCGAUUUAUGUUAAUAGAAUGUCAUGAGAGAAUAGAAAAGGGCCACUCUCAAAAUCUUAAAGACUUUGAUAGUUUUCCUCAUUAUGUAAAUGUAUUGCCAUUUUCUUCAAACACACUUUCUUUCCUGUAACAGGGAGAACGGUUAUGGGCCGCCCUAGGAAGACCUACUUCGGUGAGGCGGAGGACGACGGCGAGCGCUCAGGCUUGCUUUCUCCAGGAUCCCUGGACACCAUUGGUCCCACGGAGGCCUUGUCCAACCCGGCAUCCCCCAAGGGUCGGUACCAGGGCCUGGGUAAAACCCAAACGCCCCACUCCCUGUCGGCCCCCGCCGGGCUCAGCAAUGCUCAGUGGAUUGGAGAGGGGGAUGGAGAGGAGAGGGAAGACGAUGGUAGACCAGCCCCAGAGCCCAGAAACACCACCAACGAGCCAACAGACUCGGUUACAGACGACCUUGUCGUUAUCACCUAGCUUAGCGUCAUCGCUAAAAUCCUCCAAUGGAGACUCUGAAUGCACAUUAUACCAAACACAGUUGGGCAGGAACCAGGUAUGGCCUUGGCUACAUUUCCCUCCAGACGAUAUUUGACUAAUCCGCACGGCCGAAUUAAAGCAAGCGAUGAAAAAGCACACGUUAGUCAAGCAAUAUUGUAGUGAGUCAUUCGUCCACCGGGGCUGAUGCAGAUGGACCUCUGUCAAUGACAGCUCGAAGAAUGUUCAUAAGCUUUCGUAAGGGUCUCAUGAAACGAGAUAUUUAAUGUUUCUGUAUUGUACUACUGAGUGAUAAUGGUAAAGUACGGUACCUCAAUACCUUAUUUUAGGAUAACCCAGUCUUCAUUGUAAUGGGUCUGGACAAAAAGCCUGUGAGAGAUUUUACCAGUAUUCUUGUUCUAUAAUAGCGCCUGGGUGAUAUCACUACAAACUCAUUAAUCAUAUAUCCCAAGGGUUUUAGUUGUUGCUACGAAAACGUUAAAAGUAUAUGUAGCUUUUGAACUGAAACUUAUACAAAAUACUGGUUUACGCCAAUGAUUGGUUUAUUUACAUAAUUGGUUUGCACAUGCUUGAAUAUGGUCUUCGAACCUAUGGUACAUAUUUUUAAGCAUGAAGCUCUGUCUCACUUUGGCAUUAAUGCUAACAGCUGGGUAGUCUCUAUAGUCUUCUCAGAUGCCUUCUAUGUGAUGUGGUCCUAGUGUAUCCACUAUCAAGUAAUUCACACAUUUCACGUUUGCCUCUCAUUUGUACAUUUGUAAACUGAUGCUUACAUAGUCAUGGUUAUAGAUAUACAGUGGGGAGAACAAGUA